AUGAAGGUUGAAAUCGACUCCUUUUCUGGUGCCAAGAUCUACCCAGGUAGAGGUACUCUAUUUGUCCGUGGUGACUCCAAGAUCUUCAGAUUCCAAAACUCUAAGUCUGCUUCUUUGUUCAAGCAAAGAAAGAACCCAAGAAGAGUUGCUUGGACUGUCUUGUACAGAAGACACCACAAGAAGGGUAUCACUGAAGAAGUCGCCAAGAAGAGAUCCAGAAAGACCGUCAAGGCUCAAAGAGCUAUCGUCGGUGCUUCUUUGGAAUUGAUCAAGGAAAGAAGAUCUUUGAAGCCAGAAGUUAGAAAGGCUAAGAGAGAUGACAAGGCUAAGGCUGACAAGGAAAAGAAGAAGGCUGACAAGGCUGCCAGAAAGGCUGAAAAGGCUAAGCUAGCUGCUGCUCAAGGCUCCAAGGUCUCCAAGCAACAAGCUAAGGGUGCUUUCCAAAAGGUUGCUGCCACCUCCCGUUAA
Nakaseomyces glabratus is the source of this 468-nucleotide messenger RNA. It is a transcript of the gene RPL24A, whose product is annotated as 60S ribosomal protein eL24. The record is from RefSeq and is a predicted model, not a curated record. Gene Ontology annotation, biological process: cytoplasmic translation. Gene Ontology annotation, cellular component: cytosolic large ribosomal subunit. Lineage: Eukaryota; Fungi; Ascomycota; Saccharomycetes; Saccharomycetales; Saccharomycetaceae. Gene Ontology annotation, molecular function: mRNA binding; structural constituent of ribosome.